GUCAGCCCAACUUUCGGCCCAUAAAUCGCGGACCACUACUCUUGGAGACGGUUCCCGAAGCCAUCUACGAUGCGGUCCGUAUGUCUCCCAUGUAUAACACGCCCACCAUUAGGACGGGCUUUGAUUCGGGCGUUUGGGGUGACGGCCGGCACAUACACGUCGCCCCUCCCACUCAUCGCAACACUCAUAUCAAUGACAAUCAAUUACUUAGAGGUGUGCCGACCAUAUCUGCCCGAACGAUGUCCGGUCCGUAUCAAAACGUGCCGUUCCCGAGGCAUAUGAUGGCCGAUCCGAUGCCCACUUAUAAGCAAAGGCCGUACAAAGAGAGACAGAUCUUGUCUGUCGAGGAAGGGGUCGACGAAAUGCGAUUCAUAGCGCCGCCAAAGAUGGUGUUCAAGAAGCCCAGAGCGGCGCCACCGCCGCCGCCCUCACCCAUGGGUGGGCCACACGUCAGGCAACCGAAGAGCAAAUUAGACACAACCGGAAGCAGCGACUCGUCUAAUGAGCAGACAUUCGCUUAUACGAGGGAUCGGCUGUUGGGCGCCGUCGAGAAAGUG
This is a messenger RNA of Medioppia subpectinata, 557 nucleotides long. The record is from the annotation of a GenBank genome assembly. Lineage: Eukaryota; Metazoa; Arthropoda; Arachnida; Sarcoptiformes; Oppiidae.